Messenger RNA from Piliocolobus tephrosceles (Ugandan red Colobus), 3039 nucleotides. It is a transcript of the gene TIAL1, whose product is annotated as TIA1 cytotoxic granule associated RNA binding protein like 1. Gene Ontology annotation, molecular function: DNA binding; RNA binding. The coding region runs from base 1310 to 2068 and encodes 252 amino acids. The transcript is spliced from 13 exons. NCBI's taxonomy places the organism in Eukaryota, Metazoa, Chordata, Mammalia, Primates, Cercopithecidae. The record is from RefSeq and is a predicted model, not a curated record.
UCUUCGUGUCCCAGCGCGGGCGGGCGUCGGCGGUUCCUCUGGACUACAGGUUCCAGAAGUCCUAUGCAGAAGUGCUUCUCUCUCUCAUUUCCAGGACCACAAUUCCCAGAGACUUCGGCUUCACGGCGUUUCUCUUUUUGCCCGAUCUCCCCUGGAGCUGGCUGGGCUUCGGCCGGCCAGAGGCCCACAGCAACGACGUGAUCCGUCGUGAGCGGGUCCCAGGGUUUCCUCGGCGGCCCUUUUUUCUCUCCCCUCGGUCGUCCUCGUUGCAGGCUGUCGCGGCUGGCCUGAGCGGUGACCUGGCGGGUCGCGCCUGCGCUCUGCCCUGUUUCCUGCCUGGCUGGUGGCGGCGGCCAUUUUGUUCAUCCUCCUCCUCCUCCUGCUCCUCCUGGUUGGAGCGCAGUGUCCGGAGCGGGCUGGGGGGAGAGAGCCCGAGAGCAGGGUUCGGUACCUUUUCCUCUGUCCCCAGCCGGUGCCCAGAGCCCCCCUCCCCUUCCUCCCCACCCCCUCCCCUCCCCAGCCCUGCCCUCCCCCUUGUCCCGGGAUCGCUCCGUCGCACCCACCAUGAUGGAAGACGACGGGCAGCCCCGGACUCUAUACGUAGGUAACCUUUCCAGAGAUGUGACAGAAGUCCUUAUACUUCAGUUGUUCAGUCAGAUUGGACCCUGUAAAAGCUGUAAAAUGAUAACAGAGCAUACAAGCAAUGACCCAUAUUGCUUUGUGGAAUUUUAUGAACACAGAGAUGCAGCUGCUGCAUUAGCUGCUAUGAAUGGGAGAAAAAUUUUGGGAAAGGAGGUCAAAGUAAACUGGGCAACCACACCAAGUAGCCAGAAAAAAGAUACUUCCAAUCACUUCCAUGUGUUUGUUGGGGAUUUGAGUCCAGAAAUUACAACAGAAGAUAUCAAAUCAGCAUUUGCCCCCUUUGGUAAAAUAUCAAUUGCUCAUAAGAAUGGACAGGAUCUUGAAGGCUAACUGCAAGGAACUGUGCACACUGGAACUCAGUUGUAGAUUUUUUUUCUCAUUUCUAUUUAUUCUUAUUAUACAUUAUUUAUAUAUACAUAUUUUAGUAUUUACAUUUUAACAUUCUAUAUUCAGUGGAGUUCUAUAUUUCCAAUCAUUUAACUUACUCACUAAAAUUUCUGUGUAAAUUUGUUGUUUUCGUACUGGUGUGCUUAGCAUUGUUGUUAGUUUUUUAUUCUCCUUUCUUAAAUUUCUGAAAAUGUCAAUUUUUCAAAAUUUACAGCUGCCCAAACUCCAAAAUGAUGGUAGAGAAUUGACCAAGAAAAAUAAAGAAAUCUGUUAACAGGCCAUGGAUGCCCGGGUAGUUAAAGACAUGGCAACUGGAAAAUCCAAAGGAUAUGGUUUUGUAUCUUUUUAUAACAAACUGGAUGCAGAAAAUGCGAUUGUGCAUAUGGGAGGUCAGUGGUUGGGUGGUCGUCAAAUCCGAACCAACUGGGCCACACGUAAACCACCUGCACCUAAAAGUACACAAGAAAACAACACUAAGCAAUUGAGAUUUGAAGAUGUAGUAAACCAGUCAAGUCCAAAAAAUUGUACUGUGUACUGUGGAGGAAUUGCGUCUGGGUUAACAGAUCAGCUUAUGAGACAGACAUUCUCACCAUUUGGACAAAUUAUGGAAAUAAGAGUUUUCCCAGAAAAGGGCUAUUCAUUUGUCAGAUUUUCAACCCAUGAAAGUGCAGCCCAUGCCAUUGUUUCAGUGAACGGUACUACGAUUGAAGGACAUGUGGUUAAAUGCUAUUGGGGUAAAGAAUCUCCUGAUAUGACUAAAAACUUCCAACAGGUCGACUAUAGUCAGUGGGGCCAAUGGAGCCAAGUGUAUGGAAACCCACAACAGUAUGGACAGUAUAUGGCAAAUGGGUGGCAAGUACCGCCUUAUGGAGUAUACGGGCAACCAUGGAAUCAACAAGGAUUUGGAGUAGAUCAAUCACCUUCUGCUGCUUGGAUGGGUGGAUUUGGUGCUCAGCCUCCCCAAGGACAAGCUCCUCCCCCUGUAAUACCUCCUCCUAACCAAGCUGGAUAUGGUAUGGCAAGUUACCAAACACAGUGAGCCGGGACUCUUAAAAAAAAUUGUAAUUCAUGAUAGGCUUCGAUUUCCUGUGACACUUUGAAGACAUGAAAGUAGACAUCGGAAAAUGAAAAUAUUUAUUUUAAAAAUUGAAAUGUUUGGAACCUUUAGCACAGAUUUGCUUUGGUGAAGGACACAUGUCUUCUAGUUCUGCCUUUUUAAGUUUUUGUUCAUGAUGGAUAUGAACAUGAUUUUUCUUUGUGUACAAAAACUAAAAUAAAGUCAAUAAAGACAAUUCUGACUACAAAUUUUGAUAUAAUAGGAAAAAUGGCUAAUACAUUUUGAUUCUUAGAUACUAUUCCAUUUUUAUCUUGCUGUUCAGUAUUUUAACUCACUGUGUUUUUAAAAGAGCAAAAAAGGGAGGAUCGUGAAAACCUGGGAAUCACAUAUAAGUUCAUCUUGAAUCCUGAUACUCCCCUCCCCUUCCCUGAGGUGGACCACAUUUGAAGUCAGCAGAGAAAAAGUGUGAUAUUCAGAAGAAAUGCGUGAUUUUGGAGUCGCUUUGGAGGAAAUAUUUUCUUUCUCUAUGCCUAAAGAAACUGAAGCCAGACUGAAGUUUUGCACCCUAAAAAGGAACAGCAUUGUUUGAGUUACUUGAGCAAAUGUCGGUGGUCCACGUUAAACAUAUUUUUAAAACUUCCAAAAGUGUCGAUUAUUAAAAUUGUAGUAUAUUACAUUUCAUUUUGGGGGGAAGUUCCAAGUAUGGUGUUUGUAUUAAAGUCAGACAGUCAUACUUGUGCUUUUACAUGAAGUUUAAAUGAUACACAUUGUAAAUAUUCAAUAACUGCAGUGUUUAAAAAGCAUGCUUCAACAUAGAAGUAGCAGCAAUGUAAUUAUUUGAAGUAACACUUAACACACUCCACUGCAUUGAAUGCAGUGGAUUGAUCAGAAUGUUAAGACUGAGAUUUCCAAGGUUGGCUACUAUGUAAAAUUAAAAUUACACAAAUUGUGCA